CCACAUAUUUGGCGAUCCCCUUCGCCCGCGCUCCCGGAAAACAGAAGCGAAAAGCGCGGGAGGAGACGGGUAGCGGCGGCGGGAAGCAGGCCUCGACGGCGGCGCAGGGGUUGAGAGUAAGCAACAGCGACCUGUCCCACUUGGCGAAAUGCCUUGUUACUACAACGUUGAUGACAUCCUCAUGGAGGAGGAGCUUAUUUCGGUUGUUUUCCAAGUAACUGCAAAUGGCGUUGGUAUGCUAGAUCCUGGCGCCGAGAGAAACAGUGUUGAAAAGGGUGCUAAGGUAGACCUUCCAUUUUGGCUUGCUCAUGGGAUGCUGUCUCUGGAACAAGCGGUGUCGAUAAAUGUACCUCCUUGCUUCACCCAGAAAACUCGGAAGGAGAUCCAAGCUGAUGCAGCCUGUGUUGAUUUGAGGGUUCGGUGCCCUUACUUUUAUGAGCUAGGAUGCAAGAUUGUUCCUCUGGUGGGUGACAAGAGCAUCGGCCAGUUCUUGCGCUACGCGUUCACCAGUAGGUACAAGGAGGUACUAAGCAAGGCACACAGCUCUUCGACGAUGACAGUGCCCAAGUUUGCAACACGCCUUACAAAAGAAGAGGCUCAAGUGUUUGAAUCUGCUAGGGAAUCGAUGUCCGCCUUCAGGAAGUGGCGCGUCGGGGGUGCGAGGCUGCAGAAGGCGUCCAUUCUUGGAAGGAAGAGGAGCUGCCCGACGAUCCUUCGACGCCCUGAACCGUCUUGACCGUGAAGCGGAGUACUCCGGCAGGAGAGCUGAUGUAUGCGCACUGAUUGAUCCGGUGCUGUAACUGUAAGGAACGAAAAAGGCAAUUCUGAUCCGUGAUCAGACAUUCAUGUAUUUCAAUCUGGUGCACCUGAUGUGUUUCACUCUUGCUGUUAGAUGCUUAUUGACUGCAAUUUUCGAGGAGGUUUUGCUUGCUACCAAUCAAUGCAAAACAUUUUAGAUGCACUCAUAUUGAACUACUUGUGGUAUCUCUUUUAAUAA
Triticum dicoccoides is the source of this 997-nucleotide messenger RNA. Its product is annotated as probable DNA replication complex GINS protein PSF3. The transcript has 7 exons. The coding region runs from base 149 to 736 and encodes 195 amino acids. NCBI's taxonomy places the organism in Eukaryota, Viridiplantae, Streptophyta, Magnoliopsida, Poales, Poaceae. Gene Ontology annotation, cellular component: GINS complex. Gene Ontology annotation, biological process: mitotic DNA replication initiation. The record is from RefSeq and is a predicted model, not a curated record.